AUGUUGGAGGGAAAGGCCCUUGAAAUCACUUUGACGGCGGCCAAUUCCGCUGCUCAAGCCUGGUAUGGGUACGAUCAGGGCGUUGUGAGCGGGAUGCUCAUCAGUCCGGACUUCAUCAAGGUCUUCCCCGAGACCGAGAAGGCUGACAUACAAGGCAUCACAGCGAGCUGUUUCUCUCUUGGUAAUCUGCUUGGCUGCUUGUUGGCCGCUAUCUAUGGCGAUCGCCUGGGUAGGAAGAAUACCCUUAGGGUUGGCGGUGUCGUCAGCGCUAUCGGGGCUGUUCUGCAGUUCUCGGCAUUUUCCUUUCCUCAACUGAUUGUUGGACGAGUGAUCAACGGCGUGGGUAACGGCAUGCUAUCUUCCACGUGUGGCAUCUUCCAAGCCGAGUCUUGCGCCAGCACCCGCAGAGGAAAAUUAUCCGUCAUUGUGGUUCUUCAUAACGUCGUGUUCUACUGCAUCGCGACAUGGCUGACUCUUGCCUGUUCUUUCGCUUCGGGAGGCUGGCAAUGGCGUCUGCCACUCGCUUUACAGAUUGUUCCCUGCCUUUUCAUGAUGACGUUCCUGGCCUUUGUUCCUGAGAGCCCUCGUUGGCUAUUGAUGAAUGAUCGAGCCGACGAAGGGCUUGAAGUGAUUCGCCGUUACUCUGGCAAUGGGCUCUCAACAAGCGAUCCCAUUGUCCAAGAUGAGUAUCGCUCAAUCAAGGGCGCAAUUCUGAUUGAAAAGCAGUCUCAGAUCUCUUUCAUAUCUAUCCUGACCGGUCGGGAUCGCUCUGGUCAUCUGAAGCGUCUUCUCCUUGGUUGUGGUGGGCAAUUCAUGCAACAAUUUGGUGGAAUCAACGCACUGAACUAUUACUUCACAAUCAUCCUGACGAAGAAUGUCGGCCUCGACGAGUUGCUUGCAAGAAUCCUGACUGGCUGCAACGCUACGUCGUACAUGAUCUCUUCAGCUUGCGCCUUCUGGAUCAUCGAUAGAUUUGGUCGUCGAAUCCUGAUGCUUACCGGAUUGUCCCUGCAAAGCUUGGCCUAUGUCAUGGUAGCUAUUUCUGUAGGAUUGCUGUCUACGGCGCCAUUUGAGAGGCAGUGGGGAAUCGUCGCGAUUUCAUUCUUGUUCUUCUACUACGCCGCCUUCGGAUGCACUUGGGGCAUGGUCCCAUGGGUCUACCAAUCUGAGGUCAACUCGCUCGCUAUGAGAACUGUUGGUGCUGCCGCUGCUACAUCGACAAACUGGCUAUUUGGUUUCGUCUGCACCCAGUUUACACCCACGGGAAUUGAGAAUAUUGGAUAUCGAUUCUACAUCAUUUUUGCCGUGUUCAACCUGGCUUUCAUUUUUGUCGUCUACUUCCUCUACCCCGAGACCGCCAACCGAACGCUCGAAGACCUCAAUGCCUACUUCGACAUUGACUCGGGGCAUUCCACAAUCAUUCCGAUCGGCGACAAGGUUGCCAAGUCCUCAAAGCGUCCACAGGAAGCGAUUGAUGCGGAGGCUAGCCGUGUUGCCAUGGCGGCAGCUGCGGAUGGAAAGGGCCAGGAUGUGGCAGUGGAGCAUGCCGAGGAUGUUGACAAUGUUGCUUGA
Messenger RNA from Clonostachys byssicola, 1572 nucleotides. Lineage: Eukaryota; Fungi; Ascomycota; Sordariomycetes; Hypocreales; Bionectriaceae. The record is from the annotation of a GenBank genome assembly.